AAGGAACUAAGUGGACCUGGGACAGGACGCAGUCACAGAGACAACUCAGAAGCCAAGCCAAGUACAUCAUCUGGGCUCACAGCUGCUGAAAGCAUCAAGGUGUCAGGUCUCUCAUCACACAGGUGUGCACAGGGCAGGUUAUAAAAACAGGUUUCAUAAAGACACGCUUACACAGUCUAACAAGGGCCCAGCUGGUUAUCCCAGACAGAGAGAGAGAGAAGACGGAGACAAAGACAACAUCGCAGUAAGAUCCGAGAGAGAGCGUCGUCAUCCCUCAGCAGCCAGCAGUCAUGAGCGUAUCCGUGGAGCAGAUGUCCAGCCUGUACGAGCAGCAGGGCUACCUGAGCGGCGUGGGCGUGCUGGACCCCACCGAGCUCCGGCAGGCCAGGGAGGCCUUCGCCCAGCUGGAGAGGAAGUUCGGAACAGACUAUACUGGGUACAGCCUCCACAACGUGCACAUGCAGUACGACUGGGUGAUGGGGCUAGUCAAGCACCCCCGCGUUCUGGAGGUGGUAGGUGCCGUCCUGGGGCAAGAUGUCAUCCUGCUGGACUCCAGAUUUAUCUGUAAAUACCCCGUAACCAGGGGCAACCGAGGGGCAGAAGUCAUCCCCUUUGAGAACGGACCAGGAGGGGAAGAAACGAACAGAGAGGAGCGGGGAGAGAAGGAGGCUGGCCUGCCCUACGUGGCCUGGCACCAGGAUAUGAGGUACUGGGGUCUUGAUGGAGGUCCAGUGCUGUCUGUGUGGCUGGCUCUGGAUGACUCACUGGAGGACAAUGGAGCUCUUCAGGUUAUUCCAGGAAGUCACUGCUCCGGGAUGCUCCCUCACCGCCAGUCUCAGCGCCCGGGUAACAUGCUGUCGGUCAACCAGGAGAUCCCAGAGGAGCUGGUGCAGACAGACAAGGCUGUACUCUGCCCCCUGUUGGCCGGGCAGAUGUCGCUGCAUGAUGGCCUGCUCGUCCACGCCAGUGACCCCAACAUGUCCGACCGCAGGCGCUGUGGUUUCGUUAUCCGCUACGUCCCCACAUGUGCUUAUCCAAUUCAGGACCCUGACAGACCCAGGCGUUUCCAUGCCACCGUUCUGGUCAGCGGAACCGACCAGUAUGGACACUUCUCAAACAGUGAGGAUCCACAGAUCUGAACGCUACAGCCAAUGAGCUGCAGGCAAUGAGAGGAGGAGGAGGAGAAUAUUUAUAAUACUUUGAAUUACUUCGUACUGUUGUACUCUCAACAGUAUUAUAUGAUUUACUGUAAUGUAUAAUAUUGUACACUUUACUGUAAUAUCUGCACAUUUUAACAUCUUUAAGUAAAUAACAUAUUGUGACUAAGAGGCAUGUGUAAUAUGGGGAACUGUUUAAUGAUAUGUUUUGGUUUUCAGGGAUAUGUGAAAGGGUCUUGAAUACUUUGUGUACCUUGGUUCUGAAUGUUAAGUCUGUUUAAUAAAAUAUUUAACUGUAUUG
Alosa alosa (allis shad) is the source of this 1458-nucleotide messenger RNA. Its product is annotated as probable alpha-ketoglutarate-dependent hypophosphite dioxygenase. Bases 291 to 1139 code for a protein of 282 amino acids. The transcript is spliced from 8 exons. Lineage: Eukaryota; Metazoa; Chordata; Actinopteri; Clupeiformes; Clupeidae. The record is from RefSeq and is a predicted model, not a curated record.